UAUUCUUCUCUCUUCGCUUCUGCGAUCACUCUCAAAACUUAAACCUUUCAAAUUCUUCUCUCUUCUCUCUCAAUGCUGCUUCUUCACAACUCAGAACAACAACAACAACAUCAUCAUCAAAGAGCUUAACAAAUCCACUUUCCCUUUACCACCGAACCAAAAAGAAAAAAUAAAAAUAAAAACAAAAAUUCCAACUACCUCUUCCCUUAUUCCAUUCUAUUCGUUCCUUCUUCCUCAAGCUCCAUUAUUCUCAACUCAAUCUCAUACCUUUCUUCCGCUUCUCGAAUCUCCUUCACAAAAAGCUAAAGCCUCUUCAAAAUCCUCGCUUACUUCAAACUCCAAACCACUACUCAUCCAUAUCCCUUUCUUUUUUGUUUGCUUCACAUGGAUUUAAGAACGAGCCUUUACCCCAAACAAAAUCAGAAACCCGUAAUUUGUGGCGGUUCCCAGCUCUGAAACAAAGUCCCCUGCUUUCUGUUUCCAAAACACAAUUACCGGUUUCCCCCAAUUUCUCUUGUUAAAGCAACCGGUUUUUCAGUUCGAAGGUGGGAAAAACGAGGAUUUUGUGUUCCUAUAGCAACGAGUCACGCAUGCUUCACUAAAAAUACUCGCUUUUUACUGUCUUUAUUAUUGUAGUGUUAGUAUAUAAUAAUACAUAACAUUUAUAAGAUUCAGCAUAAGAAUCUUGUUGUGGAGUUUUGAGGAGGAGGAGGAGGAAGAAGAAGAAGAAGAAGAUGGCUAUGGCUGUGGCUCAGCAUCAUCAUAGGGAGAGCAGCAUUGACAAGCAUCUUGAUUCGUCAGGAAAAUAUGUUAGGUACACUGCUGAGCAAGUUGAAGCACUUGAAAGAGUUUACAUUGAGUGCCCUAAACCUAGCUCCUUGAGGAGGCAGCAGUUGAUUAGAGACUGCCCCAUUCUUGCAAACAUAGAGCCCAAGCAAAUCAAAGUUUGGUUCCAGAACCGCAGGUGAUUCAGGUGUAGAGAGAAGCAGAGGAAAGAGGCUUCACGCCUUCAGACCGUGAACCGCAAGCUUACAGCGAUGAAUAAGCUGUUAAUGGAGGAAAAUGAUCGAUUACAGAAGCAGGUGUCGCAGCUGGUGUGUGAGAAUGGGUAUAUGAAGCAGCAGUUGCAUACUCUUCAGCCAUCAGCAGCAACCACUGAUGCAAGCUGUGAUCCAGUGGUUUCGAGUUCAACUACUCAGCAAUCUAUGAGAGAUGCUAAUAGUCCUGCAGGAUUCCUAUCAAUUGCAGAGGAGACCUUGGCAGAGUUCCUUUCAAAGGCUACAGGAACUGCUGUUGAUUGGGUUCAGAUGCCUGGGAUGAAGCCUGGUCCGGAUUCGGUUGGGAUCUUUGCUAUUUCGCAAAGUUGCAGUGGGGUGGCAGCUCGAGCCUGUGGUCUUGUCAGUCUUGAACCUACAAAGAUUGCAGAGAUCCUAAAAGACCGUCCCUCUUGGUUUCGGGAUUGCCGGAGCCUAGAGGUUUUCACAAUGUUCCCCGCUGGAAAUGGAGGCACAAUUGAACUUGUUUACACCCAGACAUAUGCUCCUACCACACUGGCUCCUGCCCGGGAUUUCUGGACUCUUAGAUACACUACAACUCUGGAAAAUGGCAGUCUUGUGGUUUGUGAGAGGUCACUAUCUGGUUCUGGGACUGGGCCUAAUGCAGCUGCUGCUGCCCAGUUUGUGAGGGCUGAAAUGCGGCCUAGUGGCUACUUGAUUCGACCGUGUGAAGGUGGAGGAUCAAUCAUUCACAUUGUAGACCACCUAAACCUUGAGGCAUGGAGUGUGCCAGAAGUGCUGCGACCACUAUAUGAAUCAUCAAAAGUGGUAGCUCAGAAAAUGACAAUUGCGGCGCUACGUUAUAUCAGGCAAAUAGCCCAAGAAACAAGCGGUGAAGUGGUUUAUGGCCUGGGUAGGCAACCUGCCGUUCUGAGAACUUUCAGUCAAAGGUUGAGCAGAGGUUUCAAUGAUGCUGUCAAUGGUUUCAAUGACGAUGGCUGGUCUGUACUGAACUGUGAUGGUGCCGAGGAUGUAAUUAUUGCAGUUAGUUCAACCAAGAACUUUAGUGGAACUUCUAAUCCAGCAAGUUCCCUUACAUUCCUUGGAGGAAUUCUGUGUGCAAAAGCUUCUAUGUUACUCCAAAACAUCCCUCCUGCAGUUUUGGUUCGUUUCCUGAGGGAACAUCGCUCGGAGUGGGCUGAUUUUAAUGUCGAUGCCUAUUCUGCUGCAUCACUGAAAUCUGGCUCAUAUGCCUAUCCAGGAAUGAGGCCUACAAGAUUCACUGGCAAUCAAACAAUCAUGUCCCUUGGACAUACAAUUGAACAUCAAGAGAUGCUGGAAGUUAUCCGUCUUGAAGGACACUCUCUUGCUCAAGAAGAUGCAUUUGCCUCUAGGGACGUUCAUCUCUUGCAGUUAUGUAGUGGAAUUGACGAGAAUGCCGUGGGGGCUUGUUCUGAGCUCAUAUUUGCUCCUAUUGAUGAAAUGUUCCCAGAUGAUGCUCCAUUGUUGCCUUCCGGUUUCCGCAUUAUCCCGUUGGAUUCAAAACCAGGUGAUAAAAAGGAUUCAAUGACAGGAAGUCAAACCCUGGAUUUGACAUCUGGUUUUGAAGUUGGCCCAACAACAAAUGGUGCACGCGAUGCGGUAUCAUGUCAUAGUGCACGGUCGGUGUUGACUAUUGCCUUCCAGUUUCCUUUUGACAGUAGUCUGCAGGAUAAUGUUGCUAUCAUGGCACGCCAGUACAUCCGUAGUGUGAUUUCCUCUGUGCAGAGGGUUGCCAUGGCGAUUUCUCCAUCUGGUAUAAACCCGGCAGUUGGCUCAAAACUCUCUCCUGGUUCUCCAGAGGCUCUUACACUAGCCAACUGGAUCUGCUGCAGUUAUAGUUAUUAUUUGGGGGCAGAGCUGCUGAGAUCUGAUUCUCUCAUUGGUGAGUCGGUGCUUAAACAUUUGUGGCAUCAUCAGGAUGCCAUUUUGUGCUGUUCGUUGAAGUCGGUGCCGGUGUUCAUCUUUGCAAACCAGGCCGGCCUUGACAUGUUGGAAACAACUUUGGUGGCUUUACAAGACAUCACAUUGGAUAAAAUAUUUGAUGAGUCUGGACGCAAGGCAUUGUUUGCAGAUUUUGCCAAGUUAAUGCAGCAGGGGUUUGCAUAUCUGCCGGCCGGAAUUUGCAUGUCAACGAUGGGGCGACACGUAUCAUUCGAGCAGGCCAUUGCAUGGAAAGUACUUGCAGAAGAAGAUAACAGUGUUCAUUGCUUAGCUUUCUCUUUCGUGAAUUGGUCAUUUGUAUGAAAAUCCAAUUCCAGUAUUUAAAGGCCAAACUUUUUCCCACUUCAAUAUGUAUGAACAAAGGAAAAAAGGGCCAAUUUUUUUAGGGAAAAGGGAAUUUAUUUUCGCUGUAGGAUUAGAUUUGCAUCUUAUUCAGUUAUUCUAUUUCAUUUUAUUUCCUAAAAACAGAAAAAAUCAGCUAAAAAGUUUUGUAAAUUUUUGUUAGUGCUAGAAAGAUGUGAUGUGGUCACAUAUUGGUAAACA
Molecule: messenger RNA, 3521 nt
Organism: Arachis duranensis
Lineage: Eukaryota; Viridiplantae; Streptophyta; Magnoliopsida; Fabales; Fabaceae
Product: homeobox-leucine zipper protein REVOLUTA
Exons: 18
Coding region: 1038-3281 (747 amino acids)
Molecular function (GO): lipid binding; DNA-binding transcription factor activity; DNA binding
Source: RefSeq, a predicted model, not a curated record